GAGAGACUGAUGUUGAAUGGCUUUCAGUGAAGAAAGGGGCAACAGCACACAGUCCAGACACAUGGCCCAGAACUACAGGAAAAGGAGCACUAAUAGUCCUAAUUUUUAUUUACUAUUUUCAUAGAUUCACAUUAAUACUACUAGAACACUCUUUAUAUAUUGCUUGCUUUGAAUGGCCAAGCCAGAAUAUGACUUGUAUUUAUGCACUUUGUCGUUCUAAUUAAUCUGCCUGAAGCCCUAGCCGAAGGAGACCUUUGGGUGCAUUUAAUCUGAAUGAAUUUUGAAAGAUUCCAGAUGGUCCCAAUAAACAGCAGUGGCCUGUGUCUCAGAGCUCCAUGACAGACCUACAUCAAGAUUAAACUGGCCUCAGUAGGAAAGGAAUAUGAGGCCUUAACCAAGCAACCAACUUGCAGUCCAGAUGUUUGGGUGAACCUUGCCUGUACAUAUUUUUUUCUGGGGAUGUACACACAAGCAGAACAAGCAGCUUUGAAAGCACCUAAGAGUGGUCUCCAAAACCGUUUACUCUUUCACCUGGCACAUAAGUUCAGUGAUGAAAAGAAACUGAUGAGCUCUCACCAGAACCUUCAAGAUGUUACAGAAGAUCAGCUUAGCCUGGCUUCUAUCCACUACAUGCGGUCCCACUACCAAGAAGCUAUUGAUAUCUACAAGCGCAUUCUGCUGGAUAAUCGGGAAUACCUGGCUCUGAAUGUAUAUGUGGCCCUGUGCUAUUACAAGCUGGAUUACUAUGAUGUAUCACAGGAAGUGCUAGCUGUUUAUCUUCAGCAAGUUCCUGACAGCACCAUUGCUCUUAACCUUAAGGCUUGCAACCAUUUCCGACUUUACAAUGGAAAGGCUGCAGAGGCAGAGCUCAAGAACUUGACAGACAGUGCCUCAUCAUCUUUUGAGUUUGGCAAAGAGCUCAUUAAGCACAAUCUGGUGGUUUUCCGAGGAGGAGAAGGGGCUUUGCAAGUCCUACCUCCUUUGGUUGAUGUUAUUCCUGAGGCAAGACUGAAUCUUGUGAUUUACUAUCUCCAGCAAGAUGAUGUGCAGGAGGCUUAUAACCUGAUUAAGGACCUGGAACCUACAGCUCCACAGGAGUAUAUCCUCAAAGGGGUGGUAAAUGCAGCACUUGGACAAGAAAUGGGCUCGAGAGAUCAUCUGAAAAUUGCUCAACAGUUCUUCCAGUUGGUGGGGGAAUCGGCCAGUGAAUGUGAUACCAUUCCAGGGAGACAGUGCAUGUCCUCCUGCUUCUUUCUUCUUAGACAAUUUCCUAAUGUCCUAAUUUACCUCAACUCAAUCAAGAGUUACUUCUACAACAAUGAUACUUUUAACUUCAACUAUGCCCAAGCCAAAGCCGCAAUGGGCAAUUUUAGUGAAGCUGAAGAGGUGUUCCUUUUGAUCCAGAGUGAGAAGAUAAAAAGUGAUUUUGUUUACCUUAGCUGGCUGGCUCGCUGUUAUAUUAUGAAUAAGAAACCACAGCUAGCCUGGAAGCUCUAUCUGAAGAUGGAAACCUCAGCGGACUCCUUUAACCUAUUGCAGCUCAUUGCAAAUGAUUGUUACAAAAUGCGUCAGUUUUACUAUUCAGCCAAAGCCUUUGAUGUUCUGGAGAGACUGGACAAUAAUCCUGAAUACUGGGAAGGCAAGAGAGGUGCUUGUGUGGGUGUAUUUCAAAUGAUCUUAGCUGGCCGAGAAGCAAAAGAGACUUUGCGGGAAGUACUGCACCUUCUGAAGAGCACUGGUAAUUCUCAAGUAGAAUACAUUGUUCGCAUCAUGAAAAAGUGGGCCAAGGAGAACAGAGUCCCUUUUUGAGUCAAUGUCACAAAAUGAACCAGAGCAUGGAGACUUAUUUGACUGACGGUAUUGUUCAAUCAAUCUCACUUUGAAAUUUAACACUCAAAACAUUUAUUCAUGUCUAUGUAGUUCACAUGAGAACUUUAGCAAUCUGAUGGAUAAAGAGAUCUUUUGAAUUAUUUUCUUCAGCAUUUACCACCGUCCUGAGCAAUAUAUUCAUUAUACUUUUGGAUUUAUUAUACUCUACUGUAUUUUUACAGAAAACGAUUCAGGGAAUACAUAAUUCUAAGAGAAGGCAACAAUUAUAACAUAAAAAUGUGUUAUAUAUUUCGUAGUAAAAAACAUUUGUAUAUUAUUUUUAAAAGGAAACUUUACAUUUUAUAAAUUUGUAAAAUACUUCAGAAGUAUUUUUUUAUCUUUUGAGGGGAAUUCAGAAUACCAUAUUCUCUACAGUCUGUGCAUUGAUUAAAGCUCUUAUUUGAAUCUACA
Sturnus vulgaris (Common starling) is the source of this 2280-nucleotide messenger RNA. NCBI's taxonomy places the organism in Eukaryota, Metazoa, Chordata, Aves, Passeriformes, Sturnidae. The record is from RefSeq and is a predicted model, not a curated record.